GUUAGCUACAGCACUGCAAAAUCUUUUCCCCCUCCGGCGAUCUUCCAUGGCUCUGAGGAAUGCAAUGCUGAGAAACCUUCGCUCUCAGAGUCUCUUCACAGUUCACAAGCUCCAAAACCCUAUUGCUCCAUCCCAUUUAAUUUCAUCGGAUUUUGACCAAACACUACGCCUUUCAGUAAUUUCUCGAAGACCGCUUUCCAUUUCCGAAACCAAAGUUGAUACAGCUUCAGAAAAUAUCGAUGUUAGUAGCGGCCAGAAACAGAAUAAGAAGCCAUUGGACAUUUUCUUCAAAGAGGCGGUUGGAAUUCUCGAAACUCGUCGAGGCACGGAAGAUAUAGAGGAGAAUGAUGAUCUGAGGAGUAAGCUGAGAAAGUUGGAAGAAGAAGUGAGAGUUUUGCAAGAGAAAAGAAAAAAGGAAAUAGAGGAGAAGAAUAAGCAAAGGGAAAGGGAAACAGAGGAGAUAAAGAAGGCUAUAAGGGCUGAUGAAGAUACGGUGAAUGAUUCCAAGCCCAAGAGCUUGCAUGGAUUGUUUGCAAAUGAGUUAACCAAAAAGGGGAAGUCGUUAAAAACUUCACAGGCUUCUAUGGAAGAGGAUCUGAUGGUUGGCAAGGGGCUAUCCCCUGAUAUGGUUAUGCUUGUGACUCACUUGUACGAGGAAGGGUACUUCAAAGAUGCAAACUUUUUGCGGAAGAAUAGGUUUGAUAUUACUUGCUUUGAGGAUAGCUAUGCCCGCCACUACAUCAAGUAUGCUGCCGAGGAGUUUGCAAAUGAUAAUCAGGGGGUUGCCAAAUGGCUUUCUGCUAGUGACUUGAAGAAGGUGGCACUUUUUGGUUGUCCUUCUCUUGUGAAGAAACAUGUAUAUUCUGCCAAAAUGUUGCGAAAUUUCUUCAGGAUUCAGGAAGACACUGUAUGCGGAAAAUGUGCUUUAAGAGACUCAUGUAAGUUUGUGAAUCAGCAUAUGUGGAACGGUAAUGCCAAAACGCUUCAACUACAUCACGUGAUGAGGACUAUCACUCUGUACGGCUUGGAAUCAGUACCUACAGAGUUGGUCGUGCCAGAGGAUAUUAAGAAAUCCGUGGGUCAGUUGCUCAAGGAGGUUGUAAAGCUUAGUAAAGUUUGUUAAGAUUACUUCACAACCACAUGACUAAACCGGCACAUCCACCCAGCCUGUUUUCCAUUUGGUUGUCUUUAUCACAUUAACAGAGGUGCAGAAAUUAUUUUCAAUUGAAUGGAGCUUCCAACAAGGGCGGGAUUGGUCGGUGGACUUACAAUAGUUUGAAGCUAGCAAGGAGAUGCUGGUUUGUUUCUCUGUAUCUUCUGUUAAAGCAGAUAGACAAAAGUGCUUAUUGGUUGCUGGAUUUUAUUGAAUGAACCGAGUAUUAAUGAGAACUUUGACUGAAUCAGAUUUGGACCAAGAUUUUCUGAUAGUAUGUGACACUCUCUUCUCAAACAUCAUCUUUAUAUGCAUAGUUUCUUUAAGUUACAUAUAACAUAUAUAUGUAUUAGACUAUUAGCAGGGAGAUCUGUGAUUUGAAUACAGUAGUGAAUGAACUGUUUACUUUCUUUGAUUGAA
Ipomoea triloba (trilobed morning glory) is the source of this 1573-nucleotide messenger RNA. RefSeq lists its product as uncharacterized. NCBI's taxonomy places the organism in Eukaryota, Viridiplantae, Streptophyta, Magnoliopsida, Solanales, Convolvulaceae. Gene Ontology annotation, cellular component: cytoplasm. Gene Ontology annotation, molecular function: mRNA binding. The coding region runs from base 47 to 1123 and encodes 358 amino acids. The transcript has 3 exons. The record is from RefSeq and is a predicted model, not a curated record.